This is a messenger RNA of Drosophila obscura, 1047 nucleotides long. RefSeq names its product trypsin 3A1. The record is from RefSeq and is a predicted model, not a curated record. Gene Ontology annotation, biological process: proteolysis. NCBI's taxonomy places the organism in Eukaryota, Metazoa, Arthropoda, Insecta, Diptera, Drosophilidae. Gene Ontology annotation, molecular function: serine-type endopeptidase activity.
CGAUGCCCGGCUAUAAGAAGGCGGGCCACAGCGGAGCCCAGCACAGUCGACAUCUGGGAGACAAGAUGAUUAGCUUUCUCUGGAAGAUAUCGCUUUGGUGCAUCUGGCUGGCGGGGAGCCAGGCGCUGAAUAUCACCGCUGGCCAGCAGGAUGGCCGCAUUGUGGGCGGCUGGGAGACGAGCAUUGUCCACUUUCCGCACCAGAUCUCGCUGCAGUUGGGCACGCGGCAUGGCUGCGGCGGCGCCAUCCUCUCGCCCACCCACAUCCUGACCGCCGCCCACUGUGUGCUGGAGUACAGCAAGCCGGAGUACUAUGUGAUCCGAGCCGGCACCAGCGAUUGGACCACUGGCGGCAGCUACAUUCGCAUCCAACGCAUCGUACCGCAUCCGAAGUUCCACCAGCCCACGCACAUGAACAACGACAUUGCGCUGAUCCAGCUGCAGCAGCCGCUCGUCUACAGCGGCAGCAUCCAGCCCAUUGUCCUGGCCACAAGGCAGGACCACAUCCAGCCAUCGGCUCAGCUCUUUGUCAGCGGCUGGGGCAGCAAAUCGAUCUCCCAAAUGCAGCCGGAGAAGCGCCUGCGAUACACAGUUGUCCAGCAGCGGGAUCAGACGCAGUGUGCCCGGAACUACUUUGGCGCUGGCACCGUGACCGGCAGCAUGUUCUGCGCUGGCACACCACAGGGCGGUCGCGACAGCUGCCAGGGGGAUUCCGGUGGUCCGCUGGUCACCAGCAUCAAUGGACGCAUGCGACUCUACGGGAUUGUGUCGUGGGGCAUGGGCUGUGCCAAUGCCAUGUUCCCGGGCGUCUAUACGAGAGUCUCGGACUACAACGAUUGGAUUGCCCAAACGAUGACAGAGUUGGCCUAAACUGUAUUACCACUGUACAUAUGUAUGUACACACUGUACUUAUUCCGCGCUAAGUUAUGAAAUAGUUCCUACUCUCCAGGGUCUGUCUAGCCUCUAGGCGUCCCUCUAGUAUCGAUUCUAAGGUGCAAUAUUCUCAACUCUAGAAUGACUAACAAAAUACUUAAAAAUUCGAAAUAAU